This is a messenger RNA of Triticum dicoccoides, 1589 nucleotides long. RefSeq lists its product as uncharacterized. NCBI's taxonomy places the organism in Eukaryota, Viridiplantae, Streptophyta, Magnoliopsida, Poales, Poaceae. The transcript has 4 exons. The coding region runs from base 1 to 1332 and encodes 443 amino acids. The record is from RefSeq and is a predicted model, not a curated record.
AUGGAGGUGGAGCACGCCGCAGAGGAGGAGGAGGAGCCAGAGCCCUCCUACGUGCCCGUCCACCCGACGCCCGGCAUCGAUGUCUUGGACAUCUCCGACGAUGAAUUCUUCGAGGAGCUGGUCCGCACCUGCCGCCUCUCCCGCGCCUGGCGCCGCCGCUGGGAAUCCGUCCCCGGCCUCGACAUCCAGUUCGACGACCCGUGGUCCGCCGCCGCGCCCGACGCCCGCGCCCUGUGGCGAUGCUCCGCGCCCGUCGGCGGCUUCACUGCCCUCGUCCGCAUGGGCCACUUCCACCGCGCCGCCCGCUGGCUCCUCGCCCUGGCGCGCAAGCGCGUCCAGAAGCUCGUCCUCAGGUUCGACUACCCCGACUCGGCCCCCGUCGUCGGCCCCGCCCUCUUCUCCUGCGCCGCGCUCACCGACCUCGAGCUCUACGGCUACUGCCACCUGCCGCGCGCCCCGCCGGGCUUCCAAGGCUUCCCCAACCUCGUCACCCUCGUCCUCGACAACCUGCUCCUCCGUCUCCCCGGCGCCGCGGCGCAGCUCCAGCGCCUCAUCUCCUCGGCGCCCGGCCUCAGGGAGCUCUCGCUGCACAACCUGAAAGCCGGCAGGGCCCGGGCUGGCCUCGAAAUCUGCGCCAUCCGGGCGCCCAGCCUCCGUAUCCUCAGGCUCUUCAUCUCCAUCUUCCUCGACAACGGAUGCCGGCUCGCGGAGGACCUCCAGUUGCUGGAGGUGGCGUCCAUCUCCAUCGAUGCACUGUUAGGGACCCCAGCCUUCGUCGACACUUUUCCACAGAUUUCUAAUGUCAAUACGCUUUUCUUCUACACCGACUCAAAACAGAUUAAAGAAAAUCCGCUGGAAGGGAUUUCAUGGAAGUUUCAGAACUUGAGGGCUGCACACCUGACUGCAAAUUUUGGCAAACUCCCAAGCAUCAGGUCGAUAUUUUCUUUGCUGAGAUUUGGCCCUCACGUUGAAGAACUCCAUAUUCAGGCAGAGAAUCGUUCCUACCUAUUCAAAAAUCUAGAUCCUGCUGCGCUAGAUGAUGCUGUCCGUGCUGACACCAUUGAUCAGGAUAUUCUUGAUGCAGAGAUAAGCGAUGACUUGUUUGCCAAUCUCAAACACAUCUCACUGUAUGGUAUGGGUUCCUUACCAAAUGACAUGUGGUUUAUGAAGUCUCUGCUGUCCAAGACAGGAUUGCUUGAAUCCUUUGUCGUCACUUUCAACUAUGGAGAAGAAACCGAAUUUUAUGUGGAAGCAUGUGAAGAGUUAGAAGCAUGCGAAAAGGCGUCUCCCCAAGCUCAGCUGGAACUAAGGCCUAGAAAAUUUCCAGCCUAAAACCUGGAGGACUCGCGUAGUUAUAUCAACUCUAUGACAUGGCAGAAUGUUCGUAGACAGCAUUUAAUCAGUAAUGCUGAACUGAGCUCUUACGAAUGCCUUGCAAGCAGAAUUCUGCUUUCUUUUGCAGAUUGUAUAAUCCCUGCUGUGUUUACCGGUAGUCUACUAUGUUGGUAUUUUCUGGUGUCGACAGACAACACGAGAUAUUGGUAACUAAUCGUGCCUCUUUCGAGAAAAAAGUUACGUCGUGUCUGAAU